UAAUAGUUGAGGGAAAGAGUGUAGGCUCAAGUCUCAACCAAAACGCACACAAAAACAAAAGAAAAGGAGAAAGCCGCCUCUCUCCCUGGCCAGACGUCUUCUUGUAUCGCCGGAGCUAUACUAGCACUUCGUAAACUCCAAACACAACUGUGCAAAGAAGAGAGAACCGGAGACUUAUACAGUAUCUGUCAGUCCUCUUGUUCCAAUAACAUCGCAAGACAUGGACAAAGGAAAAGCAGUGAUGGGUUCGGGCCGUAGAUGGGCAGUCGAUUUCACUGACAAUUCAGCGGCUCCUUCUUCUCGGGACUUCCCCGAUCCUCCUGGUUUCUCACGCGUUUCUCAAGAUCAGGACGAUUCCACUGUAACUAAGCAAAAAAAGGAUGCUGAAGCUAAUUGGAAAGCUCAGAAAGCUUGGGAAGUGGCACAAGCGCCAUUCAAGAAUUUGCUGAUGAUGGGUUUCAUGAUGUGGAUGGCUGGAAAUACAGUUCAUCUUUUUAGCAUUGGUAUUACAUUUUCAGCUCUUUGGCAGCCCAUAAGUGCUCUGCAAGGGGUUGGGAAGGUUUUUGAGCCAUACAAAGACAGUAAAGUAGAUCUUAUUGGGCCUAAGUUGCUGUUUAUUGCCCUUAAUUUGGGUGGUUUAGCACUGGGCAUUUGGAAGCUUAACACAUUGGGGCUUCUUCCAACGCAUGCAUCAGACUGGGUCUCAUCCUUGCCUCCUGCUCAGGAGGUUGAAUAUUCAGGCGGUGGCAUUCCUCUGCAUUAAUGCGGUUUCUUUUGCAGUUGAUGAUCAAAGGAAUUGGUGAGGUGCAAAGAAAUUCACGAAGAAAUGUGCUAUUCUUGGAUGAUGGCCUGUCAUGUGUGGAUGCAGCCACCAUGCACAGUUCACAUCGCAGAUUGUUUAUGUUGGAUAACAUGGGUGAUAGGCUUUGAUUGGUUCUGGCUACUCCAUAGAGUGUAGUUGACUAUUAAUGAAUGCCAUACUCUCCUCCUUUUCUUUUUCUUACUUAACAACUGAUGAACGCCAUAUUUGUUUCUUUCAAGAACUCAGGUCUGAAAUACUAGCUAUAUUAAGCCAGUGAUAAGUUUCUCUUCA
Molecule: messenger RNA, 1093 nt
Organism: Hevea brasiliensis (rubber tree)
Lineage: Eukaryota; Viridiplantae; Streptophyta; Magnoliopsida; Malpighiales; Euphorbiaceae
Exons: 6
Coding region: 221-763 (180 amino acids)
Biological process (GO): protein folding in endoplasmic reticulum
Cellular component (GO): EMC complex
Source: RefSeq, a predicted model, not a curated record